Xiphophorus couchianus (Monterrey platyfish) is the source of this 3872-nucleotide messenger RNA. RefSeq lists its product as uncharacterized. The record is from RefSeq and is a predicted model, not a curated record. Gene Ontology annotation, cellular component: plasma membrane. The coding region runs from base 77 to 3781 and encodes 1234 amino acids. The transcript has 12 exons. NCBI's taxonomy places the organism in Eukaryota, Metazoa, Chordata, Actinopteri, Cyprinodontiformes, Poeciliidae. Gene Ontology annotation, molecular function: transmembrane signaling receptor activity.
AGAAGAAGCAGAAGAAGAAGAAGAAGUCAGCAUCGCAGCAAAGCCGUUACUGAAGACUGAUUUCUGUUUUCACAGGAUGGAGAACAACAGGGAUGAAGACUCUUCUACAGUCAAUGUCAACAAUGCCAAACAUCCUCUUAAUACUGAAGAAGUGGAAUCAUCAGCACUCCGGCUCUCUUCUCUGUUGUUGCUGUGUUUGGGGUUGCUUUGUGUCAUACUGACUGCAAACAUCGUCUACAUGAGUUUCACGACGACCACUCAGCAGGAAAAUAUCACAAGCCUUGCAACAGAAAAACAGCAACUGAUUAAGGAACAAAAAAUUAUGGAGAAAAAGAUUGAGGAGGUGAUCCGAGACAGACACUUGAGCCAAGUAAGAGCGAGGCUUACCCGAGAGAGGCUUACUCAAGACAGAGAGAAGCUGAGCAAUAAGAUAGAGGAGCUUAACAAAGAGAGAGACGAGCUGAGCGAAGAGAAAGAGAAGGUGAACAAACAGAAAGAGGAGCUGAGCCGAGAAAGAAACAAGCUGAAGUAUAAGACAGAGAAGCUGAAAGAAGAGAGAGAGGAUGUGAGCAAAAAGAAAGAGGAACUGAGCAAAGCGAAAGAGGAGCUGAGCAAAAAGAAAGAAGAGCUGAGCAAAGAGAAAGAUAAGCUGAGCAAAGAUAGAAAGGAGUUGAGUAAAGAGAAAGAGGAGCUGAGAAAAAAUACAAACGAGCCAAGCAAAGGGAAUGAGGAUCUCAGAAAAGAGAAAGAGAAACUGAGCAAAGAGAAAAAGGAGCUGACAAAAGAGAAAAAUGAGCUGAAUAAAAACAAAGGUGAGCUGAGCAAAGAUGAAGAAAAACUAAGCAAAGACAAAAAAGAACUGAGCAAAGAGAAAGACAAACUAAACAAAGAAAAAGACGAUUUAAGCAAAGACAAAAAGAAGGUGAGCAAAGAUAAAAAGGAACUGAACAAAGAGGAGGGCGACCUGAAGAAUUUAACAAUAGAGCUGAGCAAAGAGGAAAAUGAGCUGAACAAAAAGACAAAGGAGUGGAACAAAGAGAAGGAUGAGCUGAACAAAAAGAAAGAACAGCUAAGUAAAAACACAAAGGAGCUGAACACAGAAAAAGAAAAGCUGAACAAAAGGAAAGAUGAGUUGACAAAAUUGAAAGCAGAACUGAGCCAAGAGAAAAAGGGGCUGACAAAGGAAAUGAACAAAGAGAAUGAGGAGCUGAACAAAAUCAAAGAUGAUCUAAGCAAAAAGAGAGCAGAGCUGAGCAAAACAACAGAUGAGCUGAGCAAGGAGAAAGCAGGGCUGAACAAAGAGAAAGACGAGUUGAGCAAACAGAAAAGGGAGCUGAGCAAAGAGAAAGACAAACUGGACAAAGAGAAAGAUGAACUGAACAAAUACAAAGACAAGCUGAGCAAAGAAAAAAAGGAGCUGAGCAAAAAAAAUGAUGAACUGAACAAAUACAAAGACAAGCUGAGCAAAGAAAAAAAGGAGCUGAGCAAAGAAAAUGAUGAACUGAGUAAUAAGAGAAAUGAUCUGAACAAAGAGAAAGAUGAACUGAACAAAAAGAAAGUCGACCAGAGCAAAACGAAAGCAGAGCUGAACAGGAAGACAGAGGAGUUGAACAAAGAGGAAAAUAAUUUGAAUAAAAAGAAAUUGGAGCUGAACAAAGAGAACGAAGAGCUGAAAAAAAAGAAAGUGGAUCUGAGCAAAGAGAAAACAAAGCUGGUCAAAGAGAAAGAAGAACUGAACAAAAAGAAAGUAGAUCUGAGCAAAGAGACAGCGGGACUGGACAAAGAAAAACAGGAGUUUAGUAAAAAGAAAGUGGAUCUGAACAAAGUGAAAACGGAUCUAAACAAAAAGAAAGAGGAGCUAAACAAAGAGACAGUGAAUCUGAGCAAAAAGACAGAGCAGCUGAGCAAAGAGACAAAGGAGCUGAACGAACAGAAAGCGGAUCUGAACACAAUGAAAACGGAUCUGAACAAAAUGAAACAGGAGCUGAACAAAGAGAAAGUGGAGCUGAAUGAAGAGAAAGGAAAUCUGAGCGUAUUGAGAAAGGAGUCAGAGAUUCGAUGCAAAGAGAGAGAGGCCCUGAAGACCUUCUACGACUAUGUCAUGAAGUUUAAAAAUUUUCCAGUUGAAGAAUUCUGCCCUCUAAAUAUGAGACCAAAGUGUGAGGAUUGCAGGGUAAAGGAGCCAUCAUACAAUGGACACUGCUACUGGAUUCAGGAUGACUUACUAAGUUCGAUGACCUGGGAUUUAGGUCGAAAGUGGUGCAAUUUAUAUGGUUCAGAUUUGGUUGUAAUUGAUGAUCUGGAGGAGCAGGAAUUUAUCACCCUUCAAAUAAAAUACCACGAAGCUGGGAAAGGAUUCUGGUUAGGGUUACAUCAUACGCCAGGCGGAUGGGUCUGGAUUGAUGGACGUAAGAACACCCUUGAGAUGGAGAACAACAGCGACGACAGUGACUCUGCUACAGUCAAUGUCAACAAUGCCAAACAUCCUCUUACAUCUGAAGAAGAAGAGGAGCCAUCAGCACUCCGACGCUCUUCUCUGUUGUUGCUGUGUUUGGGGUUGCUUUGUGUCAUACUGACUGCAAACAUCGUCUACAUGAGUAUGAUGACGGCCAAUCAGCUGGAAAAUAUCAAAACCCUUACAACAGACAAAAAGCGACUGAUUGAGGAACGAAAGAUGAUGGAAAACCAGAUCGAGGAGGUGAUCCGAGACAGACACCUGAGCGUAGUCAGAGCAGGACUUACCCGAGAGAGGCUUACUCAAGAGAGAGAGGAGCUGAACAAAGAGAGAGAAGAGCUGAGGAAAAAGAUUGACGACCUGAGCUUAGAGAAAGAAGAGCUGAGCAAAAAGAAUGACGAUCUGAACAAUGAGAAAGAUGAGCUGAACAAAGAGAAAGACGAGCUGAGCAAAAAAACAGCAGAGCUGAGCAGCAAGACAGAGGAGCUGAGCAAAGAGAAAGCAGAGCUGAGCAAAAACACAAAGGACCUGAACAAAGAGAAACUCGAGCUUAACAAAGAAAAAGACAAGCUGAGCGAAGACAAAAAGGAGCAGAGCCAAGAAAAAGACAAACUGAACAAAGAGAAAGACGAGCUGAGCAAAGACAAAAAGGAGCUGAGCCAGGAGAAAGAGAAACUGAACAAAGAGAGAGCAGAUCUGAGCAAAGAGAAAAAGUAUCUGAGCACAGAGAAAGAGGAGCUGAAGAAAGAUAAAGCAGAGCUGAACAAAGAGAGAGAGAAGCUGAGAGUAUUGACAGACGAGGCAGAGAACCGAUGCAAAAACAGAGAUGCUCUGAAAAAGUUCUUCAAUCACGUCAUGAGAUUUAGGACAUUUCCAGUUUCAGAGAUGUGCCCUCUAUAUAUGAGAACAAAAUGUCCGGCUUGCAGGGAAAAGGAGCCAUUAUACAAGGGACACUGCUACUGGAUUUAUCCAUAUGACAUUGGUUUGCUAACCUGGUACCAAGGUGACAUCUGGUGUUUUGAUGAUGGUGGAAGUUUGGUUGUAAUUGAUGAUCUGGAGGAGCAGGAGUUUAUCAACAAUCACACCACAAGAUACAAAGGUGACCAUGGAUACUGGAUAGGGUUACGUAAUGUUCGAAACAAAUGGUUGUGGGUUGAUGAACGUAGGAACACUCUUGAUUUCUGGAUAAAAGGGAUUCCCCAUACUUCAGGAGCAGCACUUCAUAUGUCAGAAAGAAAAGCCACAGAGAGCUGGAGAGCAGAAGACAUACAGAGAGAUAACAAAAUCAUCUGUGAGCGUCCGAUGAUUGUUUGGCCCUAUAACUAACACUGUUCUCUUCAAGUUUCAAUGAGGAACACUCAACUGUGUCAUCAAACUUGAAUCUCGUAAAUAAAAACAGACAAAAAUUUGGAAUACA